AUGAUAUUGGUGGACGAUCGCCUGCGAGUUUGCGAUCUCAGUUCUGGUGCUCCACACAGACCCACCGUGAGUGACUCGAGUCCACUUCACUCUAGCUCACCUUCAAGAUCACUUCCCAUCAGCGGUUUGGCUGUCGAUAGUGAUGGUUAUACGCUGCCACAAGAACCCAGUGAAAUUUUGACACCAGUUAUCAAUAGGCUAAUGAGCCCUCAGGCUUCCCCCAAAGUGCCUAGCAAUUUUGAGUGGCAUACAACCACGGCUAAUAGACGUACAAGAGUCGACUCACAUGAGAACUUUGAUUUGGGCCAUUUUAUCCAGUGGGAUCGAUAUAGGCAGUCGAGUGACACCCUCCCAAGCAUUGAUCGAUCAAACUCCAUAAGAAGCCAUGCAAGUUUGAAAAGGACAGAUUUUACCAGUAAAACGGAAUUGAACCAACAAAGGAAAAAAAGAGGUUUUAUCUUUCACAGAGGUUUCUUUAAGAGACGUUCCAGCUACAAACGAUUGCGCACGAGUGCCAAAAAUACAAGGAAUAGAGCUGGGCUGAAUGCAGUCCUGAGUUAUGCUGAUCUGCAGUCAUUUGAUCCAGUAGAUAUCAUAUCCUCUAAGAAGGUCGUACUAUAUCGACCUAAUAAUAUCACAAGACGUUAUCCAGGCAUUAGCGCUGCAUUUGAAGUUCCAGUCCAACAUUAUGUGAGAAGCAAACUUCCGAAAAGACAGACGACGAUACCCAGAAAUUCGCAGAUAGGAAGAUCCAACACUUGCCCCUCGUCACUACGAAGUAGGAGGCGAAGACAGAACGCCCCGGAAUCUGGAGCAAUCCACGACUUAUGGAGAGAAUAUUUGUCACUUGUAAUAGCUCAGAGAAUCCAGUUAAGACUAUCCCUGGCACAGACAGACUUAGCCGCAGGUAAUAAUGACAUAUCAAUAGGGAAUCUCAGGCAUAAAACUUCUACCAAGUCGUCAUUGAGAAGCGUAGACACAAGAUUGUCAUCUUUGCGAAAAUGCAGCUGA
Molecule: messenger RNA, 1011 nt
Organism: Torulaspora delbrueckii
Lineage: Eukaryota; Fungi; Ascomycota; Saccharomycetes; Saccharomycetales; Saccharomycetaceae
Gene: NIS1
Product: Nis1p
Exons: 1
Coding region: 1-1011 (336 amino acids)
Source: RefSeq, a predicted model, not a curated record